AUGGCCUCCCAGGCAGCCACUCUUCGAGGCGACGAGUACUCUUCCCGCCUGCCUACCCCACCGCGUAUCGUCGUACCACCGCCGACAGCAAACAUCAACCUGGCUCCCGAGUUCAAUCUGCAUCCCAUCGCCCAGUCCGGUCCGCUCUCGGCCGUAGACUACGACAAGAUGGUGACAGGCAGCCUCCUGGACUGGAGCUACGAGCGUCGUCGUCAAGCACAACAAAUCCUCCCCUUCCUCUACCUAGGUCCUAUGAGUGCCGUCAAAGAUCGCGACUUCUUGCGGAAUGAAGGCAUCACUCUGCUCAUGGCCGUUCGCCAACGCCACUCGUUCGAGAGCAAGAUCAUGCAGGCCGCUCUCAAUGUCGCCGACGACAUCAACAUCCAGAAGAAGGCCCUCGACAUGUCUAGCCCCUACGAAAUUGUUGCCUCGUUCACUCGUGCCGCCAAAGUCAUCAAUGACCAUAUGAACUCCUUUCCAAAUGCCAAGGUGCUUGUGUUCUGCGAGAGUGGAAAUGAACGUUCUGCCGCUGUCGUCGCUGCCUAUCUCAUGGAAAUCCUGGCCGAUGUUGAUCACAUCAAGGCCAUGCAGAUCGUCCAGGCCCAACGUUUCUGCGUCAACUUUGACGACAACGUCAAGCGCUUAUUACAAGGCUACUGGGACAUCUUGCAAGCCAGACGCACCACUGCCAACUUCAACGCCAGUGGCAGGCCCAAACGACAUCUUGAGAGGGACAUGGACAACGAUGGCAUGGACAUUGAUGAGUCUGGCGACGAUGGCGAGAGGUUCGAGAGCAGGUCCUUCGCUCCCUUUGUCGACACUGCUUGA
Molecule: messenger RNA, 828 nt
Organism: Aureobasidium vineae
Lineage: Eukaryota; Fungi; Ascomycota; Dothideomycetes; Dothideales; Saccotheciaceae
Source: the annotation of a GenBank genome assembly